AUGGAGUCCCUUUUUAUUUUGCGAGCGUAUUCAGUUUAUGAAAUCAGUUAUUCAGUUAUAACUUUCCGGUUAGUUCGUCGGCCGACCAACACUUAACAUCAACUUACUGCUUACGAUCUUGUUGCUUCUGUGAUUCAAGAAACUUUUCACAAAUCCAUUCUGUAGUUCGCUCGGUUGAAAAAUACUUGAUUGAUGAAAAAGAUGGCUAUUGAGACAGAUUUUGCUAAGCAGUUUGAGAAUUUAAGAAAAAUAUGUGUUGAAUUGGAAGAAAAGAGCAAAAAAGAUGAAAUGAGGUGUUUGAUAUUGGAAACUGAGGUUGAAGAUUUGAAGAAAAAGAACCAAGAACUCAAGGGGAAGAUCAAAAUGAUGCAGAAGGUUUUAUUUGAUUCAACCUGUGUGAAAAAGAAGUUGAAGGAGAAGGUUAAACAGUUGGAGGCAAAGAUAGUCCAAGAGGAUGUUAAUGCGGUUUCGAGAGGGACUAAACAAGUUUUUCAUAGCCGAGUUAGAAAACGGUUAUCGUUUGAGGAAGAAGACGGAUGGCCCAAUAAGAAGAUGGCGCCAUCUACUCCAGGCGUUAUUGAUAUUAGUGACGAGGAUGUAAACUACAACGAGAUUCCAAAAGUGAAAAACGUUAGAAAAUGGGGUGAUUUGACUAAAAGUCAAUGUUCUCGCGAGAAUGACCUCCAAAAGACUAAUCUUGAACAUACUGAUGACGAGUUUAGAGUUCGUUCAUCGAGUACUAGAAGUGCUAAAAGAAGACGGGCUGCCCAAAUUGUUGCAAGUGAUGAUGAGGAAGAAGUGAAAGAGAAUGUAAGUAGAAGGAGGUACUUAACGAGACUGAGAAAAUCCGAAUUUAAAAACAAACAAGACAAACGCAGUUUUGACUUGAAUAAAACCGCUGUUUCAAGUGACGUUGGGGAAAAUAAUGAUGGCGUAGAUGAGUCAGAGAGUGAAGGUGAAAGUUUGGGUGGAUUUAUUGUUGACGGUUCUGAAAGUAGUGAGAGCGCUGAUGAGUCCGACGACGCUUUAAAUGAAUAUAAAGCAGCUUUGGAUAAGAUUGGCAGGAGAAAGAUUCCGAAUCGGAAGUGGGAUCUAGAGGGGGACAUGUUAUCUGAUUUUGGUAAAGAUCCUGCAUUGUGUAUGAGUGCGGUUUGUGCUCUUUAUAGGCGACAAACGGGUGACGAGAAAGCAUCUAAAGUAACAAGAUACCAUAACGAGCAAGGGUUUAGCCAGACUGAUGCAUGGAGGGCUAGCAAGCUGGCUGAAAUUCUCACGGAUGGAGAUCCUAAUGGCGAUCUUAGCGUAACGGUGGAAGAACUGAAAAAAUAUGACUCGAAGGGGAUCGAACUAUGCUUGACACUUGCAACUAAAUACUCAAAACAGUUAUUUCGGAUUUACCAGAACAAAGAAGAUCCUUAUUUCCCGCCACAAAGAUGAGUUCUUGCUUGCACCCUCAUGCCAAGAUAUGUGAAUCAGAAUAUUAUCCUAUGUAGAUAUAAUAUGCACACACCAUGUAUGGUAGUUUUUUGGUGUAUGGUGGAUAAAAUUCUUUGCUUAUGUGAAUAUUUUCUUUGUAAGUUGUGUUUUGAAUAUGAUGGUGCAAAUGCAGCUUUUGGUAAGUGUUA
Helianthus annuus (common sunflower) is the source of this 1625-nucleotide messenger RNA. RefSeq lists its product as uncharacterized. Lineage: Eukaryota; Viridiplantae; Streptophyta; Magnoliopsida; Asterales; Asteraceae. Bases 193 to 1437 code for a protein of 414 amino acids. The record is from RefSeq and is a predicted model, not a curated record. The transcript is spliced from 3 exons.